AUGCUGCGUCCAAACCUUCCAGCACCGAGGGAAACCGUUUCUAAAUCGGACCCUCAGAUUCUAGAAGUGCUCCCCCAUGAGAGAAUGUACUCGAUUCAGAUAGGUGCACGACUGUUCAAACUUAGUGGUGCAUCUCUCUCUUUCGAUUCACCAUCUUACUUUACCAACUACUUUUUACAGCAUGGCAAUGAGUCCGAAGUGCUUUUUAUUGACCGUUCUCCCAGAGUCUUUGAGAAAAUAUGCCUGCAUCUUCAAGGUUAUUCUAUUCAUGUAGAGGACGAGUAUGAGUAUCUUUAUCUCUAUGCCGAUUCCACCUAUUUCCAUUUAGAUAAACUUCACUCUAAGUUACUUGACGAAGGUUUUUUUGUUAACGUUGGCGGUAAGGCUUUCCAGAUUCCUAAAUGCAUCUUCCUGCAACAAGGUAACUACCCCAAUUACUUCAGCGUUAUCUAUGAUACUUUAGUAUCGGAUCCUUUCCUAACCAAUUCCGAACUCUUACGACCACCUCCUCUGUCUCCCGUCACUGUGCAACGAUGUCCUGCCUUAUUCGACCAGCUUCUGCAAGUUUUGCAAGGUAAUCAUAUAGAGAUUACUAGUGAAAUACAUCGCCGUGAUCUUAUCAAUGAGGCUAAAUACUACAGUUUCUUUGCUCUCGAGCAGCAGUUCAUCAAAGUUGAUAUAAGUAUCAAUCCUUGCUCAGGCAGAGAGGAAGUUCUUGUCAACUUCAAUGAUCUUAAGAAAGAAGGUCUUCUAAAUUCUUCUUCUAACCAAUCAUCCUCUUCUGUACAAUAUGCUCGUCCUUACAUUGAUAUGUAUUCGCAUCGUGAUUUGGUCUUGCAGAUCGAUUCUGCGGAGGCUUCAUUGCUUAUCAAUAUCGAUGAUUCCUUUGUCAGUUUGACAAUUGUCGGCAAAACUGCCAAAAAGCUACAUGAUCUCCUAGUUGUGGUCUCCGAUGACUUGAUGUAUGAGCUCGUCAAUAACAAACUUCCAAAACUAACCCUUUUGGUUCAUAUGAAUCAAUGUUGCACCUAUAUAAAUGGUUUGGAGGUUCAAGAUGACUGGAUCAGCAAGCUUAUUGAUGCAAAAUGUGAUAUUGCCGUUACUAGUCCUGAUGCAAAGUAUUCCAGUGAGUUCUCUACAGAUCUUCCCCCUCCUUUGAAAAGAAGAACACCACCUAAGGUGAUAGCCGUUAGACUUCUCAAGUCACAAUGGAAAGUCUCUGUUGCUGGAAGAAACAAAAUCUGGAUGAAUGGUGUACUAUGUGAUGGUGUAUUGGAUGAGCCGAACUUCAACAAGAAGCGGGGGUUUCUAUAA
This is a messenger RNA of Brettanomyces nanus, 1314 nucleotides long. RefSeq lists its product as uncharacterized. The coding region runs from base 1 to 1314 and encodes 437 amino acids. Gene Ontology annotation, biological process: protein homooligomerization. NCBI's taxonomy places the organism in Eukaryota, Fungi, Ascomycota, Pichiomycetes, Pichiales, Pichiaceae. The transcript has a single exon. The record is from RefSeq and is a predicted model, not a curated record.